AUGCUUUGUUGUUUGCUUACCGUGGUGAUGUUUUCAACUUUGCUUCUGGAGAGCGAGGAAGAAAGGAUUGCCACGGCUCGUGCGGAGGUGACGAAGCGCAUUAAAGCCCUCGGCGCUGCGGGCCGUGUACGCGAUGCCAUCAGCGCCCUUGCAGGGCUUGCAAACCUGGGGAUACAGCCCGACACCCCCGCCGCGACGGCGUUGGUUCAGGCGUGCUCGCGGGACAUGGACAUAGCCCAAAGCAUCUUCGAUGAGAUGUUCGGGGAGUUUCUGACACCCGACGAGGUGUCCUUUGCCGUACUUCUAAGAGGUUACGGAGCACUCAACCCGCCCGACUGGCCGCGAAUCGAUGCCACGUUGACCACAAUGCGCAUGAAGUACGGCAUCGAGCCAACAGCAGUAUCCUUCAACGCGCUGCUGGAGAUCUGCUGCCGUACAUCCGACGUUGACCGAGGCCAGGACAUCAUUGACCGCAUGGCAGCGGACGGCGUUGAGCCCGACGAGUUCACGGAAGAGCUGCCCUUCGGAAGCAGCUUCGCAAGCAACACCAUCGCGGCAGCAGACACACUCAAACCCAACGUGCGUAGCGGCGCUGCCAACAUCCCCACCACCACAACCGCCACGGCCGCGCUCAACAAAACUGCUGGUAACAACAUAACCCACACCGGCAUCGACACCGGCUUACCGUUGCUGGCCUCCGUUGCAGCCUGCCACGUGCGCGGCAUCGUGGCCCGCGCCAUCACCAUCGCCAUCACCAUCGCCACCAGCACGACAGCAGCGGCGGCAGAAGGGCUUCAACACCAACUAAGCCGCAUCUUCUCCUCCCUCUUUUCCUUUCCUUUCCCUUCCUCUGUCAACCUCCCCAGCCUCUUCCCCCUCCUGUGCCCCCCUGCGAUGGCGACCACGACCCUCUUGGUGGUGUUCGCGACGGGCGUCCUGACGGGCCGGGUACUUGAGAAAAGAGAGGCGAGGCGGACGCGCGGCGGCGGUGGCCGUACUGCCGACGCGGCAUCUCAGCACCUGCGAACUCGGGAGCUGGAGCCUACACAUGAUGAUGGGAAGGCGCUAAAGCAACAACAGCAGAAAAGGGAGGAGGGAGAGGCGCAGCAACAGCAGCCGCAGCAGCAGCUGCAGCAGGAGGAGGAGGGAGUGGCGGAGGAGCAGGGGGUGCAGGGGAGGCGACGACGUGGUGUGUUGAGCUUCCUUUUCGGUGGCGGUGACGUCAAGCAGUCGUUGGAGUCCUGCGUGGCGAGCGACGCUAUGUCGUACACGAGUACAACGCAUGAAGUGAAAGAGGUUGCCGUGCGGCACGGAGUCAAUGGGAGCAACGGCGGCGCUGCCGCCAUCAUGGGCCCCGCAACACCGCCGCCGCGUGACGCCAGCUCUGCGUCAGUGACCUUGGAUGCUGCCGCCGCCGCCGCUGCCGCCGCCGCCGCCGCCAUCGAGGCCGCCGCCGCCAUUAGUCAUCCGACUCACCUGUGGUACAUCACGUUGCACGAUCUGGAUUAUUUUCGUCUACGGGCCGAGCAGGACGUUGCCGUACACGGUGCGGGGCCUUGGACCCACAUGAUGGACCGGGAAGUGCCGCGAAGUUACCGCUACACCGCGUGGCGUCGUACAUUACCCAACGGCCUAACCGAAUACCGGUCCGUAACGAUAAUACCGGACUGUAGCCCGCUCGAGUACGUGGACUUCUCCUUCGACGACAACGCCAGAUGCCGGUGGGAGGGUUUCAUGGUCAGUGCGGAGGUUAUGGAGGCGGGCAACCAGCGACUCAGGCAGCAGGUGGUUAGGUGGAUCAGGUCGUUUCCUUUUGGAUUCAUAACCGACCGGCAGUACAUCAUUGCACGUGCGCUCAUGAGCAUCACCCCCGACGGUGCCGUACACGCCGGCCUGCCGCCGGCUCGCCACUUGACGUCCCGCCACGCCGGCGGUGACGCUGACGUCAUGCCUGUUGCCGACUUGUACUGCAUCACCAAGAGCAUCGACCACCCUGGAGAGUACGACGGAACCACCGGCAAGGUCGUACAGAUCUCGGAUUACUAUAGCAUGUGGCGCUGCAGGACGGUCACAUGCCCCUGGGGCGGAGAACGCCCCGCCCUGGAGGUGGUGUUGCUGCACUCGGAAAACAUGAAGAUUCCGGAGAGGCUGGCCAGAAUGGCCAUCAGCCUUGGCAUGAGCAAGUUCGUACACACCAUGGCCGCCGCCGUACCGAGCUUCGUACGGGAGCGUCGCACCCGCUGUACACCCAUGCAGCCCGAUCCGCUGGCAUAUGGCCACCACCACCACGUGUACGGCCCCGCGGCACGGGGCGCCGCUGCGGCGUCGGCUGCAGCCGCGACGGCGGCCGCCGCGAUGCCGCUAUUGCUGAACAGCACUGAGAGCGCUGAGCUUCCGCCGCCGCCGCCGCCGCCGCCGCCGCCAGGACCAGUGACGCUGUCGUCGUGCCGCGCUGCACAGCCGCCAUCGCCGGCAUCCGCCGGCACCGGCGCUGAGGCGGCUGCCGCCUGUACGGCUGUGCUGCCGUCCACGCCGGCAAUCGUACGGACCCUAUGGCAGCCGGUCGUUGGGGCAUCUGGGUCAGCAGCAACCCCCCCAGGACGUCACGUCACGGCGGGCGGCGGGCUGCCGUACGAGGUCGCCAGUGGCGGCGGCGCGGCGCCGGCCUCACGGUUCAGCCUGACGGAUGUGACGCUGGGCCGUGGCGGUGACGGCGCAGGGCAGUACGGCAUCGGCCGCGUAAGUACGGAGACGGCAAUCGGCGGGGCGGCCGCCACGGAGGCCAGGAGCUUGGAUGCGGCCGCCAGUGGCGGCGUUGCGCCCGACUCUUGGAUUGGUCUGGCACGCGCUAUGACGACUUCGGGGCUCUGGCACCGUCAGGAUCUCCCCCCGGUGGCGCUAUCUUCAGCCUGGGGAGCCAGCCGGGGGGGCAGUAAUAGCGGCCGCGGCGGCGGCGGCGGCGCGGGUCGCUGGGUUCGUCGUACUGCUCUCAUAGCAGUGGCGCUGCUGGCGCUUCGACGUUGGCGGCACGGCGGCCCGAAGGCGCGGCGUGGCGGCGGUGGCGGCGGCGGCGGCGGCUUCACACCCUGCGCUGCAGAUGACGACAACGGCGCUGACGACGUCAACCACCACCUAAAACGCGACCGUGUCGCGGCGUCCUCUCCCGUCGCUGCCGCGGCCGGCAGCAGUUUACGACAGUUUGAUGGUGACGUAGACUGCUGGGACGGCACAGACGGCGAGGAUGGCCGUGCCCAUAUCCACUUGCUGCAGGAGCCGUGGGAUCAGCAGCGCCCUCGGAAUGAGGAUGGCACACCGCCCUAG
Molecule: messenger RNA, 3321 nt
Organism: Volvox carteri f. nagariensis
Lineage: Eukaryota; Viridiplantae; Chlorophyta; Chlorophyceae; Chlamydomonadales; Volvocaceae
Exons: 9
Coding region: 1-3321 (1106 amino acids)
Molecular function (GO): protein binding; lipid binding
Source: RefSeq, a predicted model, not a curated record